CUACUUUGUACAGGGACGUCACGGAGCGGUGCGCAUUCAUCUGCUGAACGGGUCAGAAUCUCGACAAUUGCGCACGGACCUCAUCUGCAAGGGGAGUCUAGCGCCGGCGGGAGAUCACUCUCCAGCUUCAACGGCCAACGGUCAUCUAGAUCCCUCUGACGUUUCGGGGAUUGAGCUGCACAGACACACGGAAUGCAGGAGGACGGGCUGUGUGUGCUGGGUGUGCUGACAUCUGAGCAUUCGCCGCUUGUCUGCCACCCUUGUUACACUCCACACAGCCAUCAACCAUCACCUCCUCCGCGCCCCGAGCCGCCACCGCGUCCCUGCCUCGCGGGCCAUGGGCGCGGGCCUGUCUCGUCUGCACGUUCUGCCCACCUCCAGCAGCUAAUUUCUACGGACGUUUGCCACCAUGACUUGCAGGCCCCAAGCCGUGAGCCUCACCCUCCGGCCCGUGUGCAGAAAGAUGCAUCAUCUUCGCCUGUGGUCCAGGGCGCAACGAGUCAGCGUUCCAGGAGCUGUAGAUCACCGGCGCUAUGAUCAGCCCUCGCAUACCUCCCUUGGUGGCCCAUUGUCAGCAACUCGCACGUCAUGGACCACAGCAUAUGCCACGUCCGACACAGUCUCGAGAACGGACGACUAUGAGACUCAUAUAGCUCUCUUCGUUUUGGGUUUCAGCCGCCAAUUUAUUAGAUCAACACAGUUGUGGCCACCAAGAUUGCGAGCCACCCAUCGUACAUCUUGCGCCGUCGUCGAUUUACACCACUCGCCACCACUUGACCCGACUCCCGCGCCCAUCCUAGCCACUACCUACGAACCGCUCAGCGUGUUGUUAGUCGUCGUUGCCGCCUGGCCUCAACCUAUCAGAUUUGGCCCGGCAUCAUCACUCUCCUCUGGGCUGAGCCCCUCGAUGCCCGUGCCUACCCCCCUCACCGUCAGCGCCCUCGCGCAGCACAAUGGUGAAGGCUGCGUCUGCCCCAAGUGCAACCGAAGACCCAAGAAGAAGGCCCUCCGCCCCGACAGUGUCGUAGCCGUGCAUGGCAGCGCAAUCGCUGCCUUUGUCCGCUGGCCGCGACCACCCCCUGCGGAGUACCGUUUCGGGGACGAGACACCCACCAGCGCGAUCUCGUUGUCGUCAACAGGCGCUGUCGUGAAUGGUGACAACCAGCGCACGGACUCGCGGCGCCUGUCGGCAGACCCUCUGACCCGCCGUCACCGAGACGCUCCACUGUCCACCCAGCGCUCCACUUCAUCCUCUCGCCCCACAAUCCCUGCCAACCCCAGUUCGGCCCCCAUCCCAAUACCGCCACCCAAGCUACCCUCCACCCGCAAGCAUCGCGACAGCCUUCACCCCAACGACGCAUAUGACGUCGUGAUCAGCCACACACCCCGAAACUCCCUCGAAAUCCACCACCACGCAUAUGACCGCGCCAACCUGGCUCGCCGCAUGUCGCGCACGAGUAUUUCCUCGCCUUCCACACCCCCGCCACCGCCGUCAAUACGCAAGCGAGUCCGCUUCCAGCUGAAUGGACAUAGCAGUCUCAAAUACCCAGGAUACUAGGUCAUGCCGUGCUCGUCCUAGCGAGGGUGGGAGACUGGCUCGUGUGAGCCGCCGUCGUAUCUCUUUCCAACCGCCGGCACGAGCAGACACCCUAAUGCUCGUCUCGCUCUGUCCCAUCCUCAGGCUCCGCGGUGGACGCCAUGUUCUACAGUCGUGGAAAUAGACGACGUUUGUUCACAAUCCUGUUGUACAGACUCUUAAGAUAAAGAUGUAGUUCGGUCGAGUUGCAGAAGCUGAGGAUAUCGCCAACGCCUUCAAGGGUUGGGCACCCUUUCCUCCAUGGCUCUGCAUCGGACUCUACAAGUAACUCCGUUAGUGUAUCAUCAACUCCAAUACUCAAUCAUCUCCUAUAUGCCAUCUUGCCAAUCUCG
Messenger RNA from Cutaneotrichosporon oleaginosum, 1929 nucleotides. RefSeq lists its product as uncharacterized. The record is from RefSeq and is a predicted model, not a curated record. Lineage: Eukaryota; Fungi; Basidiomycota; Tremellomycetes; Trichosporonales; Trichosporonaceae.